AUGGUUGGUGAUAUUGUUGUAGAGAAGCAGGUGGAAGCCAAAUCAUCCUAUGGGGAAGAUGACGGCUAUUGGCCUUGGAUGCUGAUUAUUGAAGAAGAUGACAUCUCCGACCAAAAAGUUGAAGCUCGAUCUAUUAUGAGUAAUUCGUUUGAGGCUUUUGAUAAGGAAAAGUUGAUACGUUUAGCAAAGUUCUAUCCAUCUGAUUUUCCUGGUACAGAUAUCCUGGCACUUGGCCCUCAAUUUCAGAAUUACAUUUUUGAUAUGCGCAACAAUGACUUGUUUUUAGAGCUUCAAAGAGUUGGUGAACUUGCUGAAAAGUUAGUGAAGACAGGGAAGUAUGACACUUAUCCAUUAGUCUAUUUGCUUAUAAAGUUAGUUUCGACCCUUUCUGAAGUUUUUCAACAAUGA
Molecule: messenger RNA, 408 nt
Organism: Quercus robur (English oak)
Lineage: Eukaryota; Viridiplantae; Streptophyta; Magnoliopsida; Fagales; Fagaceae
Exons: 3
Coding region: 1-408 (135 amino acids)
Source: RefSeq, a predicted model, not a curated record